Adineta ricciae is the source of this 753-nucleotide messenger RNA. NCBI's taxonomy places the organism in Eukaryota, Metazoa, Rotifera, Eurotatoria, Adinetida, Adinetidae. The record is from the annotation of a GenBank genome assembly.
AUGGACGCCCUUGUACGAAAAAAAAAGUGGGAUACAGUUAUUUUGGACGUAUUCGGAAAAACCGGCUAUCCAUCACCACCACCACGAUUGAUUCAACUGCACCGCCCAGGUCGAACAAUCCCAUACUCGGAUCCCAUCGGAUCCAAUAUAGGAUUUUAUCAGAUCCUACAGGAAUUCGAUGGUCUCGGAUCUCGUCGGAUCCGAAACAUGGAUUCCCUGGAUUUUCUAAGGUCGGAUUCCAAUACAAUUCCGUUUCCAGGAAUCCGAUCGGAUCCAGCAUCGGAUUUGUUGACCUGGGCGUUAGCCAUUACAAAAGUACCAGUGGGCCUACCUCACAACAGUAAAUUCUUACCAAUCCCAGGUCGAUCAUUCCGGCGACUGGAUCCGUUGAAAUCUGAGCCGGUUCCGGUACAGCUCUUCUCGAUUCCGGCCGGAAUCCGGUGUUUGACAUUAACUAAUGAUAUUUCACCUGCAAAAAUUGAUCCAGUUUUAACUUAUUCCACACCAGUCAAAGUGGAUCAACCAAUUAUUGUUUUAUCGCCAUCGACUAACUAUCCAUCAAUAAACGAUAACAUUUUACCGUUCACAAAUGACAGUCAAGCAAAUGACAUGAAACUGGUUUGUGGUGACGAGAAUGUUAUAGACGACGAGUCAAUGGAACAAUAUGAUGUUGAAGACAGUUAUUUGGAAAAUUUAAAAGAAGAGAUUGAUGUUUUAGUGAAACAAUUGGAUGUGCGAAUGACCACAAUGUAG